ACAUUUUUAUGGAGCAUGUGAAGAGAAAAGUUUGCCAUGCCACACUUGAUUUGCAGGUGAAAAGUAAUUUAACACAGACUCUAGAAGCUACCACCAAUCUUUCAUCUGAACUUUCAGCUAAUACAACUAUGAUAUAUCACUAUGGGAAGCUUUUGGCUCUUUAUGAGGGGGAUAAACCAUAUGUAGUUAAAGUUCUGGAGGAUGGAGAUUUGCAAACGCUUGGCAUGCUGGGUUACGAUAAAAGGUUGCAACAUUCCUUCACUGCUUACCCGAAGGUUGACCCUGUAACUAGGGAGAUGUUUACUUUUGGCUACUCACAGACACCACCUUACGCUACGUAUAGAGUCAUUUCCAAGGAUGGUGUCAUGCAAGAUCCAGUUACAAUAACAAUACCAGCAUCUGUUAUGAUGCACGAUUUUGCUAUUACUAAAAAUUAUGCAAUUAUGAUGGAUCUUCUAUUGAAUUCAGACCAAAGUCCAGUACUCAUCAGAUCAACUUUGAGAUGUGCUAUCCAUAUGAAUAAGGAAGUUAACUACAUGUUAGCUGCGAGUUUACACUUGAUGCCUUUACAGAUGAAUGACAGUGAUAGUUUGCACUUCUCAGAUCGUCUUGUUAGACAUAAUGACUGUCAUACCCCAUUUUACAUGAGGUCAAAAUCGCAGGUUGUGGAUAGCAACCAGAUAAAGGGAAAAGGAUUAAAGGGUCUUGGACCAGAUCGCUCUGUUGGGUAUGCGAUGAGGUUCAAUAUAAAGAAUGGUCUAGCAUCACAGAAAAAAAUGUCAGAGUCAGCUGUUGAUUUCCCACGGGUCAAUGAGAACUAUACUGGAAAGUAA
Molecule: messenger RNA, 833 nt
Organism: Capsicum annuum
Lineage: Eukaryota; Viridiplantae; Streptophyta; Magnoliopsida; Solanales; Solanaceae
Product: carotenoid 9,10(9',10')-cleavage dioxygenase-like
Exons: 7
Coding region: 9-833 (274 amino acids)
Biological process (GO): carotene catabolic process
Cellular component (GO): chloroplast stroma
Molecular function (GO): carotenoid dioxygenase activity
Source: RefSeq, a predicted model, not a curated record